This is a messenger RNA of Ixodes scapularis (black-legged tick), 1078 nucleotides long. Its product is annotated as techylectin-5A-like. NCBI's taxonomy places the organism in Eukaryota, Metazoa, Arthropoda, Arachnida, Ixodida, Ixodidae. The transcript is spliced from 6 exons. The record is from RefSeq and is a predicted model, not a curated record. The coding region runs from base 1 to 900 and encodes 299 amino acids.
AUGCACGCGAAGAAAGCCUGUCGAGUUUCCAGCAGCGUACUUCUGGGCGCCCUCCUCGUGCAUGCCACCAUCUGGGUUGUGUCCGCAGACACCUCCGGACCGCUUCCCUCGGCCAUCGAGAGGGCAGAGAAGCACGUCAACGAGCUCUCCAAGAUCCUGGUGGACUUGAAAAAAAGCGUUCGUCCUCAAGACUGCAGCGAUCUUCAAAGGGCCGGCCAGAUUAACAGCGGCGUGUACGUCAUCUUCCCAACUACUGACUCUUUUGGAGUCGCUGUGUACUGUGACAUGGCGACUGAAGGCGGCGGGUGGACAACGAUUCAGAAGAGGGGCCAGUUCGGCAACAGCGUCUACUAUUUCUACCGCAAUUGGACGGAGUACACUCAGGGAUUUGGUGAUCCGAACAAGGAAUACUGGAUUGGAAACAACGUACUUCACGACUUGACUUCUCAAGAGAGGAAAUACGUGCUCAGGAUUGAACUGAAAAAUCACACUGGUGAAACCAUCGUCGUGGUCUAUCCAACAUUCAAGGUUGCCAACGAGGCUGAAGAGUACAAGCUCUCUCUCGCGGGUUUUACUGGGCCAUCAGGUUCGGACGCGCUCAGUUACGCGGACGGCGCGAGUUUCAGCACUUUCGACCGGGACCACGACGUGGACGCUCGAAACUGCGCCCAAGAGUACCGCGGGGGCUGGUGGUACGUCGGGUGCCACCAGAGCAACCUGAACGGCCUCAACUUGAACGGAGCCCACUCCAGCUAUGGCGACGGCAUCGAGUGGUCUGCUCUCCGGGAGGACCAGCAGCGAUACUCUUACCCGGAGGUCACGAUGAAGAUCCGGGAAAUCGACUUCCUUCCGGAUAUAUAUUUUUUUGCCCGGUCAGGGAGGACUUCCACCUCGGGGUAGUGCGAUUCGUAAUGCGGAGCCCAAUUCCUCUGAAGUUUGACCAGCCCUACUGUGUGAAAGACCUUAGAAGUCGUUGCUUUUGCUGGGACGCAGCAACAGCUCGGAUUGACGCUGCCUGUUGUCAAUGCGGGCCACGUCUAUGCACUCGAAGCCCCAAUCGCACCGCUCGCACAUUCUA